This is a messenger RNA of Grus americana (Whooping crane), 2899 nucleotides long. RefSeq names its product proto-oncogene Mas-like. Gene Ontology annotation, cellular component: membrane. The record is from RefSeq and is a predicted model, not a curated record. NCBI's taxonomy places the organism in Eukaryota, Metazoa, Chordata, Aves, Gruiformes, Gruidae. Gene Ontology annotation, biological process: G protein-coupled receptor signaling pathway. The transcript is spliced from 2 exons. Gene Ontology annotation, molecular function: G protein-coupled receptor activity. Bases 422 to 1390 code for a protein of 322 amino acids.
UUUCCCAUAGGUCUAGUUUCCAAGACUCUUUUUUGUUAGUCAUUUCCUGUACAAAGCCAAGAAUAGAUUACAACCAGAACCCUGAUACUAUCAAAUGCGAUGAAAUAGUUCCCCGUUUGCAAGCCUUGAGGACAGGACCUGCUUGGCUAACACAGAGAAAAGUGGUUUGUGAAAGGACCCGAGAAAGACCCCGUGCUGGACGCUGCACAGGCUCACCAAGGCAGGCUUCGGUCCAGUUUUCCAAGUGAUAAUUCCAGGAAAUCUCACAAAGAUCUCAUCAUGGAGGCAGCAGCUGGCGAGCGCGACGUGAUGUGAGUCUGCAGAGCGUCUGCUCCAGUGAAGUUAUCCAGGCUCUGAGAACAAAGAAGGUCAGACUUUUCUGGCUGUGUGAAGGGGAAGAAGCAGCAGCAGAGGUUUUGUAAUGAGCACGUUGUUCCCUACCAGCACUGCCAGCUGGAGCCAGCCUGGUGGGAUGGCAUACAACAGGAGUUGGCAUCACAGGCUGCUGAAGCAUGAGGACGAUGACUACAACUGGGCCGACUGUGAAGCUGCUCACUUGAGCACAGUCCCUGUCACGCUGCUCAUCUGCCUCUGCGGGUUGGUGGGGAACGGAGCCGUCCUCUGGUUUCUCAGCUCCCAUGUCCGCAGGAACCCCAUCACUGUCUACGUCUUAAGCCUGGCCGUCACCAACUUCACCUUCCUCCUCUCCAUCGCCAUUGCCAUUGUGAUAUUUUACAGCUCAGGGAGCUUUUGUCACAGGCUGGGCUCACAGGGUGUGACAGCUGUGUUGAACAUCACCAUCCUCUUCACUUUCACCGCCAGCGUCUUCCUCCUGACAGCCUUCAGUGCCAUGAUGUCUCUGUCCAUUCUCCUGCUGGCCCGCGGCUGCUGCCACCGCUCCUGGCGCUUGCCAGUGCUCGCAUGUGCCCUGCUCUGGGCCCUCUCCUUCCUGCUCACCAUGAUCGUCUACUUCUGCCCUGUGGUGCUCAUUGUCUUCGUCCUGAGCUACCUCUUAUGCGUGCUUACCCUGAUUUUUUCCGGUCUAUCCCUUCUUGCCGGGGUCUUGUGCUGUUCGUGGCAACAUCCCCCAAGGAAGCUCUGUGUUGUAGUCCUGCUAUCUGUCUUCUGCUUCCCCUUCUUCACUGCUGAUUUUGGUUACUGGCUCUUGCUAAGACUGUUUGAUUUUUCUGUUUUUGUCUUUGACGCCUCUCUCCCAUUCGCUUGUGUGAACAGCAGUAUCAACCCUGUUAUUUACUUCUUGGCCGGGAGCUGCGCAGAUAAGUUCACACUCUCUGUUAGGGUUGCUUUCCAGAGGGCUUUUGAAGACGUAACAGAGCCCCAAAAUAGAAGUGAAACUCCCAGAAAUAACACCAUGGAAACGGUUGUUUAAAUCUCUGCAGCCCCUUUCUGAGAAAAGAUGCCCUAGGGACGGAGACGUCCCAUGAGCCAGGGUAAGACAAGGACGAUGCCUUCAGUGCGGGUCUGCCAGCAGCUGAACGGAAUUAGCUGCAGCACAACAAAACGUGCUGGGUGGCACGGGAACUCCUGCCUGGGGUGGAAACUGGACGGCAUGACGAAAUACCCGUCGAAACCUUUGCUUUAAAUCUGUCCUAUACAACAGUUCUGAGCUUUCCCUGUCUCAAAAGUGAGCUUGCUCUACCCUGCGCACUAUUAAAACAGAGCCACGGGGGCUCUUAGCUCUUGUCAGUGGUUUGGGGUUUUUUUUGCUGUAUCUGCGUACGAGCAGAGCGCGGGUGGAUAAGAAAGCUUGGCACAGCAGGGUAGAAUGAUUCCUGGGCUAACCCUUGUGCCCAUCUCCAGAUGGACACGUGUAAGAAUAUGUGGAUACUUCACAUCCAGCUUUAUUAUCAGGCAAGUAGGCAUGUAUUUGGGAUCACCCCUGGAAGGCUUUCCCUGAAAUACAGUGCUUCUGCUGCAAACUGACUUUUGUCUGCACAUUACUUCGGUUGUCUGCAUACAAGGGUUUUUGACUGGAACUGCCUUUUGUGGCUCCUCCCACUUUUCUCCUGGCUGUCCGGAUGGUUGGCUUGAGCAAAUGUGAUUUCGCAACCAUGACCUGAGGUCUGGAUCCAUUUCUGGUGUGUCUGUUCCUUGUCUAGAAAAACAAGAGGAGUAGGGUUAAAAUAAAAAAAAAAAACCCAAAAGCACAGCCCUGCCUGAAGACUCUGUAAAGACCUGAUUGUCCAUGUGAAAGAGAAUACAGGGAGAGGGAAGGAAAACAAUGGACUUUUAACAGAAAAGACCCUGUUGAGUGCGUGAGGACUGAGUCCCUGUAGCCUGGCUCAGGCAUUCCCUGCAUAAAAGGGGUAGUGGCAGCACCUUCUCCGCUUCUCUCUUCCCUCUGUGUCUGUCAGCCCUUGCUAUCGAGGAGCUGGGGGAUACACCAGAUCUCAUUUGCCUGUGAAUUAAGCCACCACCAACCAUUGCUUUUGAGCCGAUUUUGUUUUGAUUGCUUUGUUUUGAUGCCCUGGUGUCUGGGACCCAAGAUGGUGUCGGAAGUUUCUCUGUCCUUUGGCUGGUCCCUCAGCCCAGAGCUACAUUCCACCGGACAGGCUGGAAUGAAAAUUGAUCAGUACAGGUGCAGAGCCAUGAUAACUAAACCCAUAAAACUCUCUGGUAAAAACAAGAAGCUCAGAUAGGUGGUGAGCUGCAGGCAAGGGAGAUCCUGGGAAGAAGGAAAAGCACAUGGGAGGAUCGUGGUCCUUCUGCACCUGCCUUGGGAGACACUCCCUGGAUGAUGGGAGCCCUUUCUGGACAACGGUUUGUAACUCCGGAAAUUUUUACUUUCCAAAGGACAAGUAAGUGGGAGAGAGGGGGAAAAAACCCCCUCUCUCAACCACAGAAGACUCCUGCCCUGUUCUGUAAAACAACUCUGUUA